GGUCGUUGUAAGGUCAGUCAAGCAAAAAGUGUGGAAGGUGUGGUACUGUGGUCUAUCGGCUGGCAGCAGUAGAAUGUCAUCCAGAUUUUCUGGCGUAAAGCUUGGGCCUCCCAUUGAAGUUUUUGCAUUAAAUAAAGCAUAUUUAGAUGAUUCUCAUCCUAAUAAAGCUAAUUUAACUAUAGGAGCAUACCGCACAAAUGAAGGGAAGCCAUGGGUGCUGCCAGUUGUCAGAAAAACUGAGAAACAUAUGGCAGAGGACAACACAAGCAACCAUGAGUACUUGCCAGUGCUGGGAAUGGAAUCUUUCACAUCUGCGGCAACAAAGAUGUUACUUGGGCAUGACUCGAGUGCUGUAGUUCAAGGACGGGCUUUUGGCGUCCAGACAUUGAGUGGUACAGGCGCAUUGAGAGUCGGUGCUGAGUUCCUAAACAGGCACCUACACUACACCACAUUCUAUUACUCAAAACCAACAUGGGAAAAUCAUCACUUGGUUUUUACAAAUGCUGGCUUCACUGAUCCAAGGGAAUAUCGGUACUGGGAUCCACAUAAGAGGGCAAUAGACUUCGACGGAUUGAUUGCUGACCUGCGGGACGCACCUGAAAAUUCUGUUGUUAUAUUACAUGCUUGUGCCCAUAAUCCUACAGGGAGUGACCCAACACAAGAGCAAUGGAUAAAAAUUGCAGAUGUAAUGAAGGAAAAGAAACUUUUUCCAUUUUUUGACUCUGCGUACCAAGGCUUUGCUUCUGGAGAUCCUGAUAAAGAUGCAUGGGCUGUUCGUUACUUUGCUCAGCAAGGCUUUGAAUUUGUGUGUGCCCAAUCAUUUGCCAAAAACUUUGGCCUGUAUAAUGAACGAGUAGGAAAUCUGACAGUGGUACUCAACAGCAACGAUGAGAUUAUAAAUGUUAAAUCACAGCUUACUCUUACUGUGAGAGGAAUGUACUCUAAUCCACCUAAUCAUGGAGCAAAGAUUGUCAGCACUGUUCUCAAUAAUGAACAUUUGUGCCAAGAAUGGAAAGAUUGCAUUGUUACCAUGUCAUCUCGUAUCAAGGAAAUGAGGCAAGGUUUAAAGGAGCGACUUCAACGACUGGGUACUCCUGGUACAUGGGACCACAUCACACAACAGAUUGGAAUGUUCUCUUACACAGGGCUAUCACCUCGUCAGUGUGAACAUCUCAUGAGUGAAUACCACAUCUAUCUCCUGAAGAGUGGACGUAUUAAUAUGUGUGGUGUCACUACGCAUAACAUAGAUUAUAUUGCCAAAGCAAUCCAUGAUACAAUCCUACUGUUGCCUGAAAGCAAAAUAUGAUAAAUUUAUUCAGUAUUAAUAUGUGACAUACUUUGGUUGUCUGCAGCCAACCAGAUUUGUUGAGGAUUUGUCUUUGUAGUCUUGGCGAAUGUGUGCAGUUGUACUGGAUAGUUUUAACUUCUGCCGUGGCAACAGUUUUGAGUAGCCAUUGCAGUACGUAGACAGCUGAGUUUCUUAAAACACCAAGUAUAUAUAAAGUCUUACGCUGAUCUUAGGGCCCAAUUUUAUACUUUUUGUGUGUGUGUGUGUGUGUGUGUGUGUGUGUGUGUGUGUGUGUGUGUGUGUGUGUGUGUGGGGGGGGG
Molecule: messenger RNA, 1608 nt
Organism: Schistocerca serialis cubense
Lineage: Eukaryota; Metazoa; Arthropoda; Insecta; Orthoptera; Acrididae
Product: aspartate aminotransferase, cytoplasmic-like
Exons: 8
Coding region: 74-1306 (410 amino acids)
Biological process (GO): L-aspartate biosynthetic process
Cellular component (GO): cytosol
Molecular function (GO): pyridoxal phosphate binding; L-aspartate:2-oxoglutarate transaminase activity
Source: RefSeq, a predicted model, not a curated record